Daldinia vernicosa is the source of this 1861-nucleotide messenger RNA. Its product is annotated as FAD/NAD(P)-binding domain-containing protein. Bases 228 to 1622 code for a protein of 464 amino acids. The transcript has 2 exons. NCBI's taxonomy places the organism in Eukaryota, Fungi, Ascomycota, Sordariomycetes, Xylariales, Hypoxylaceae. The record is from RefSeq and is a predicted model, not a curated record.
AUAGCCAUAGGCAUCUAGCCAGCAAUGGCAGAAGUGGUCAUUGAUGCAAUAUGCUCAAAUGGGUCGUUUCUGGCAAUGGUGACCUCAAGGUCAUCUCCACUGAAGAGGGAUAUGCCAUCAGGGUGUCCAACCUACCAUCAAGGUUCUCCCAUCUGGGCCCUUAUAGCCGCCAGUUAGUCUAUGGAUAUUCUGCUACCACGUUCUCAUAACACCUGGGGUACCUAAAUAUGACUGCUGGCGAGAUGAGCGAUAUCCGGGUCCACGACGUCGUAAUUAUCGGCGCUGGACCCUGUGGCCUUGCUGUUGCAGCGCGAUUGUCCGAACGCAUGCCGGCAGCGAACUUCUCAGACGAUGAACAUCAAAGGUACCAUUGGAUUAAGAAACACCGAAAUCAGGCCAGCAUCAAAAACUACAAGACGGGAUUCGAGACGCGCCGAAAAUCGCCUACCGCUUCAUCAGGUAUUGCUAGCCUAGACCUUUUAGUGCUCGAUGCUACAGACAACUGUUGGAUGGCACGAUGGGAUACCCUAUUCAAGACCUUCGAUAUCUCUCACCUCCGAAGUCCAAUGUUUUUCCAUGUCGACCCAGCUGAACGAGAUGGCCUACUGGCAUUUACAUAUAGAAAUGAUAGAGGGAAUGAACUCACAGAGCUUCGGGGCUGCGUCGGCAAGGAAUUAAGUAAACACCAAAGAAAGAAGAGGGAGAGGGCUGGGAAAAUACCACGGACAGAACCCACUGUUGACGAGCGUGAUCGAAACGAUUAUUUCGUUCCUUCGACGCCCCUUUUCGCUUCCCAUUGCGGAUGUCUUAUGGACCGCUAUGGAUUACGCGGCAAUAUCGUCAGCCAUGAAAAAGUAGACGACAUUCGCUAUGACUACCUUGAAGAUGUCUCCGAAGUCGACAAGGUCUUUACCGUCCGAACAGAUAGGGGUACUCACUACGCAAAGACCGUGGUGUUGGCCGUGGGCGGUAACCCACCCCAGAUCCCCGGCAAUAUCUCAGAGGGGGCGGAGGGAGCAACUCACGCCAUGCAUAUUAAGGAAUUCCCGUCUUCUCACGUUAAAGCGAAACUGAAUACCAGAUCCCCUGUUAACAUCGUGAUUGUCGGAGGAGGUUUAACCUCGGCUCAGUUGUCCGACCUAGCUAUUCGUCGCGGGGUAAACAAGGUGUGGCUGUUGAUGCGUGGGCCCCUUAAAGUGAAAUAUUUCGAUAUAGGGCUCGAAUGGGUGGGCAAGUUCCGAAACUUCGAGCAAGCCGCCUUCUGGACAUCCGAUUCUGCUGAAGAGCGAUGGGAGAAGAUAAUGACUGCUCGUAACGGGGGUAGUAUUACUCCGGCAUACAAGAAAGUUCUCGAGCGGCAUAUAUCUACUGGUCGAUUGUCCCUACUGCAGAACACCACGAUUAAGGAUAAGAGUUGGGACCCGUGCUCCAAGACUUGGACGGUGUCGCUAUCGGAUGAGAGUCAAGAACUCCCUCGGAUCGACCAUAUCUACUUCGCAACUGGCGUUCAGGGUAACUUCGAAUGCCUUCCUUUCUUGAAGUCCAUGUGCACCGAUUAUCCCAUUGAAAACUGUGGGGGCAUGCCUUGUAUUACAGAGAAUAUGGCGGUAAGCAUGUUCUAGAUUUGCUUACAUAUUAUUUAUCCCCGAAAGUCUCGUUGUCGGUUCUGGUAGUUGUUAUUGAUGCUCCCUGGUCUGGCGUUAUUCGUGUCCUCUUUUCUACCCCAGUCAUAUAACACAGCUAACUCAGCUUACUGCAGUGGAGAGACGACGUCCCCAUGUUCCUAGCUGGCAGGCUUGCUGCGUUGCAGCUGGGACCCGGCGCCCCAAACCUAAUCGGUGCUAGGAUUGGAGCCGAGAGG